UUUUGUUUAUGAUGGAAGCUUCUUCCUCUUUUUCCGACAAUGGAUUGUCUGCCAUUUCUGAUAAAAUCACCGAAACAGAAAUGGAAUUCUCUUAUGAAACCCAAAUAUUUGACAAUUCUGCUUUGAGGCAUCGAUGGGGGCCAAAUCAUGUUGGCGCAAAAAAAUUGGCAUCCAUGUAUGGGAGAGGGAAAAGAGUUCAAGAAUUGUUAUGUAUAUGGUUCGGCACUGCUCUUUUUUUACUCCUUUUUAUCUCCUUACUUCUUCACAUACAACAUAUACAAUUAGGAAAAAUUCUUUUUGCAGCUAUUUUUGGUGUUUUAGCAGCCGAUUUUAGUUCUGGCCUUGUCCAUUGGGGUGCUGAUACGUGGGGAACAGUGGACACAUUCAUUGGAAGGAAUUUUAUUCGUCCAUUUCGUGAACAUCAUGUUGACCCAACAGCAAUUACUAGGCACGACUUCAUUGAAGUAAAUGGUGACAAUUUUAUGUUAUGUAUUCCAAAACUUACACAAAUUGCUUGGCAACACUGUACUUCACUUCCUAAUGAAAAAGGAGAAUUAGAAGAAGUACUAGCUUGGCAUUGGUUUUGGUUUCUUUUCGGCAUUCAUAAAUGGUCGCACAGCUAUACUGGACUUCCUACUUGGGUUUUGGCAUUGCAGAGAUUCCAGCUGAUUCUACCUAGGCAUCACCAUAAAAUGCAUCAUAUUUCUCCUCAUGCUUGCCGCUACUGUAUAACAACUGGUUGGCUAAAUCCAUUACUCGACGCUGUAGGUUUCUGGCGAAGAUUAGAAUUUUGUGUUAGUACUUUAACUGGUUGGAAGCCUAGAGAUGAUGAUUUAAGAUGGGCCUUUAAAACAGAAUAA
Messenger RNA from Meloidogyne enterolobii, 860 nucleotides. The record is from the annotation of a GenBank genome assembly. Lineage: Eukaryota; Metazoa; Nematoda; Chromadorea; Rhabditida; Meloidogynidae.